Messenger RNA from Serpula lacrymans var. lacrymans S7.9, 339 nucleotides. RefSeq lists its product as uncharacterized. The transcript has a single exon. The record is from RefSeq and is a predicted model, not a curated record. Bases 1 to 339 code for a protein of 112 amino acids. Lineage: Eukaryota; Fungi; Basidiomycota; Agaricomycetes; Boletales; Serpulaceae.
AUGAGAAGUUGUGACUGUGGAUUUGUCUUGGACCCUCCUGAUGAUAUAGAUGCUUUGAGCGCUGAUUCAGUGGGUCAAGAUGAUGAAGGAGUUGAUAUUAAAAAUACUUACAAUACCACCGCUGCACCAGCGUCUCUUUUGGAGCGCAGCCCCGGCGAGACAAACAAUAGGGUGCUUAAUUCUGGUAAAAAUAAAAUAGAAAAAUAUGUAGCUUUUGAUACUUCUUCUUCUUCUUUGGAGUCACCCCUUCCCAAAAUCCCAAGGUGUGUGUUGAUGCGCACAUAUUUUUUCCAAAAAAACAUCCAUUUAGAUGUUGGCAUUGUCAUGCACCAAAGUUGA